Molecule: messenger RNA, 2935 nt
Organism: Amphibalanus amphitrite
Lineage: Eukaryota; Metazoa; Arthropoda; Thecostraca; Balanomorpha; Balanidae
Product: sodium-coupled monocarboxylate transporter 1-like
Exons: 10
Coding region: 419-2476 (685 amino acids)
Biological process (GO): transmembrane transport; sodium ion transport
Cellular component (GO): membrane
Molecular function (GO): symporter activity
Source: RefSeq, a predicted model, not a curated record
AGUAGGCACCGCAUAAUGAGACGGGUCAGCCGUCGCGGCCCUGUUGCCACCUCGCGGGCCGGCCCGCCGGGGCUGGUCGAGCGGCGGUGCACAGCGAUGGGAUCUGUGGCAGGCGCGUCCUCUGCCGCGAGCCGGCCUCUGAGGACAGUCGGGUGACUGUGAGCGAGCGCCGCGGGAGGUGGCCCAGGAGUGGUGUUGUGAAGACGCGGAACGAGGGCGCGGCGGGUCCCCGUUGAUGGUACUCUGGUGGUUGUGUCGCGAGCGCUGCCCGCCGCAGCAGUCGGGAACUGUGAAAGCCUCCAGAGUUGUGUGCUUUUCCAGUGUGAUGAUGUAAGAGAUUAUCGCCAGCGAUCGGUGACAGCCCGUCCAUCUGCAGCGGCGUCCAACGGACGAUAGCACUCGUCAGGACCCAGCCACCAUGGUGCUCAUUCACGCCAUCGACGACACCGUUCUGGCGGUGUACCUGAUUGUGACGCUCAGUAUCAGCGUGCACCGCGGCCUGCGGCGGCGCCACUGGCCCCAGGCGACCCUGAUGACCUCGGGUCCCGGCCCGGCGCCCGGUCAGAGUCCCGGUCACGCUCCGGCCCAUACCAGCGUAAUGUCGGUAGCCAUCUCCGUAGUGGCUACCUUCAUGUCGGCAGUGUUCGCACUAGGUGUGACAGCCGAGGUUGCCCAGUACGGCGCCACGUGGCUCCUCACCUCCGUCGGCAGCAUCGUGGCCGGCCCCAUAGUCGCCUUCAUCUUCAUCCCAGUACUCAACAGGCUACAGGUCGGCAGCGUACACGAGUACUUGUGCCUGCGGUACGGCGACCGUCUCAGCCCCGCGGUCGGCUCGGUCGCGGCCCUGCUACAGACGGUGGUACACGUCUCGGUACUCCUCCAGGCGGCCACCAUCGUCACCUCAGCCAUCACCGGCCUGACCCGCACUCCGGCGCUGCUCAUCUCGGCAGCCAUCGGCAUCACGUACGCUGCUAUGGCUGUGCCCGAGGACAGACUGUUUGCGGACAGCAUCCACUUUGCUGUGACGUUUAUCGGACUGGCAGCGGUGUCGAUACAGGGCGCCGUCAGCGUCGGCGGACUCAAGAACCUGCUGAACAUCAGCGGACACCAGGGAAGGCUGGACGUCCUGCGCUUCUCCUUCAACCCGUUCGAGCGGUACAACGUGCUGAACGUGUUGGUCGGUGGCACGAUGAUGUGGACGCACUGGUUCGUGGUGAACCCGGAGAUGCUGCAGCAGUACUCCAGUCUGAGGACCGUGCAGAGGACUAGGACCACGCUGCUGGUUUCCGUGUCGCUGAUGCUGGGCAUGACGGCGCUGUGCGUGCUGGCCGCGCUGGCGCUGCUGGCCAGCUGGGCCGGCUGCUGGCCGGCCGACUGGCCGGCCGACGGGCUGCUGCUGCGCUGGGCCGGCCGCCGGCUGAGCUACCUGCCCGGGCUGGCCGGCCUGCUGCUGGCCGCGCUGCUGGGCGGCGCGCUGGCCGCUGGUCCCACCCAGCUGGCCGCGCAGGCUGCUGUCAUCUGGGACCAGCUGGCGUCGGACCGGGUGCGCCACGAGUGGCGACACCGCGCCGUCCGGCUCAUCACCGUGCUACUCGGGAUCGGCGCACUGUGUCUGGCUGCCGUCACGGGCGCCCAGGGGGGCCUCCUGCAGACCUGGGUGGCCGUCUACGGCGCAGCGGCCGGGCCCGUCCUCGGCCUGUUCAUCCUCGGCAUGCUGGUGCCCUUCUCCAGCGCUCAGGGCGCCGUGACCGGCUACCUGUUCGGUCUGAUCCUCGCGCUGUGGACGGCCGUCGGCUCCCUGUUCACCGUACCCGACGCCGAGCUGCUGUCGGUACCCACCAACGACAGCAGCUGCCUCGGACCGACGAACGUCACCAGCGGGGCCUACAGAACCUACAUACAGCUGGCCGCUGCGGCCGACAGCACCGCGAACGGCACCGGCUACAACAUCAGCAGCGGGGCUGAGACCGGAGCACAUCGUCCGACCGACUACAUCGGUCACAGGUCGCCGCUGGACAGCUGGUACUCGCUGUCAUUCCUGCUUAUCAGCCUGCUGGCCACGGUCGUCACCGUUCUGGUUGGCAUCUGUACCUCCCUGCUGCCAGGAUGUCGGCGCACGUCUCAUCUGCGCCAGGACACCAUCAGCCCGCUGGUCACUCGGUUCGUCUCGAAAAGUAAGAUGGCGUCCUACACAGAUCAGGGGCUGCUGAAUCAACCCCAGGAAACGGCCAUCGCCGCCAACAUCGAGAUGAACAACAUGAAAACGCCCGCCAUCCAACAGGUUUACGAGGAUCCGAACCCGCCGGCAGGGCCGUCGGAGGUGGGUGCUGUUCAGGAGAUUUAUGAAGACCCUAACCCUCCAGCAGUAGCAGCAGAGAUUGACGACGUUCAACAAGUCUACGAAGAUCCCAAUCCGCCAGUGGGUCAUCUGGAGCAGCACAAAACCGACGAAACAAUUGCCACGUCAUCAGUGUAGCGAAACGCUUUAGUUUCUUAGGCGUCCAAUGUGGUAUAUGAAAUGAGUUGUUAUAAGAAACUUGAAGGAAGGUGCUUAUAUGACUAUAUGUACUUAGGUACUGAGGUAGAUUUUUAUCGUAAGCGCAGCGACAUCUUUGUGUGUAAUGUGCGGUACCGACAAGAUCCAUGUAUUUUGUCCAGACAUGCCAUUGUCCAUUUAUUGUCCAUGAAAACGUAUGUGCAUUUAUGCAUUUUAUCGUGCAUCGUAGGGCAUCAAGAGGUAUAGGGUAUCAUCAUGUAGGUGUGGUGUUCACGCCCGGCGCUACAUUUACCUACGCAAUACAUUACGCCUAUCCUAUAAGUUCAUUUAUGAAUUGAGUAGGUAACGAAUGCCGAAUGGGCAUGCUUUAUGUCAACUGUGACUUGUGUUGUAGGUACAAUACACAAUAAACAUGCCUAUAUAGUGCAAGUGAAAACG